CAAUGCUCUGCAAGAAUGGAUUAUUUUUCACAUAAAAACUUGGCUACCUGUUGGGUCAGGAUUCUUUAUGCUUGGUGUAAAUUUUUCUAAUGGUAUUUAAUCAUUUCAAUUUCGAGGGUCACUAUUAUUUAGGCUCAGAUCCGAUUUCUUUUUUUCUCAUUGAUUCCUAUUUUAAUCAGGAUGAUCGAUAACAUUGUGCAAAUUGAAUUGAAUAAACUUCCCUAGGCUCUUCCUACUUUUUUUUAUUCUUACCCUUUUUUCUUAUUGUUAUUUUCUCAAUUUCUGACAAUUAUCCUUCCUUUCUUCAUCACUCUCAAUUCCAUGUUACAGCUGUUUGCUUGAGUAAUUCAUUCAUCAACCUUAACAAUAUAAUUUACCCGAGUUAACCUUCACUUGCUUUAGUUUUGCUGUUCCAAUCUUUCCAUUUCCCAAUGUAAUGGCUUCUACUCAACCAUUUAUCGCAAAAUUUACUGAUUAACUCACUGAUUUCACUGGUUAUUGUCAACAUAUUUUUGCCUAAAAUUUCCAUAAUCAAUGUUCGAGAGAGAAAAUCGAGUGAGAAAAUUUCCAAAUUGUUAAACAAUCUUUUUCUUACUUUCAUUUAAAAUAAAUAUCUUAUUCUUUUGUGAUUCAAAUUCGACUUUUUAACUCUUGAACUAUUGUUAAAAAUAACUUACAAUCUAUUGAAAUUUUCAAGUGAUCAGUUUCAAGUUUUACGAAUCAAAGUUUCACAUUUCCAUCGAUUCUAACACCAGGAUAUUUACCUGGUUAAUGCAAAGAUGCAGUUGAUAUUAUUUGUGUUAAUCUUAACUUUAAAUUUUUUCUCAUCUUUAAGUGAAAAUCUCAACAAUGUGACUUCAACACCUUCAACAGUCGGGAUUCCAAAGGCUAGAUCAUUAACUGAUUUCAGUUCAGUUUUGUAUGAAAUGUUAACAUCUUCAGCUGAAUCAGCCGAGUCUAAUUCUGAACCCAACGGAGUUAAUAAAACUAAAGAUGGUGUUAUGGAAAUCUUGAAAGGACAAGAGCAGGCUCAGAAUCCAUAUAUUCAAGCUAGAGGCCAACCCAACCGAUAUACUGGCAACAAUGGUCCAACUAACAAUUUUGGUGCUCCACUCGGAGCUUACAAUCCUCAGAGUUUUUCAAGGCCUAGAAAUCCUGCUUAUGGUAAUCAGUUCCAGAAUAAUAACAAUUACAAUAAUAAUAAUAAUCAUAAUAAUCGUGGAUUCGGACAAUUAUCGGAUAUUUUAUCAGGAGUUAUGCCAGAUUCUCCGCAAAGAGGGUUUAACACAAGAACGCCACAACAAUUGCAACAACCUGUCCCGAAUUAUCCUAAUAAUUAUCCUAACCUUAACUUAAAUCAUGGAAAUGGAAAUAAUGUCAAUAUACCUAAUCAAGGAUUCGGAUUAGGUGACCAAGCCUCCAAUGAAAACAAUGAUCAAUCAGGUGAAACGGAUUUGCCUCAGUCAAAUUUAGGCGAACAAGGUGAUCAUGGUGGUCAUGGUGCUGAAGAACCGGUAAAUGAUGAAGGAUCCAAUGAAGAAAUUCAGCCAAACGAGGAAGAACCUAUCGAAGGUAAUAAUAAUGAUGAAGAAGUCAAUGAAGAUAAUAACGAGGAAGGUGGUGAAGCUGAUGAAAGAGUUGAUGAAGAUGGAGAACAACCUGAAUACGAUGAAGAUAAAAACGCAUCGACCAAUAAUAAUGAUGAGACAAAUGCUGAUACAGUUGCUGCCGCUGAUGAGUCAACUGAACAAGAAGGAGAACAGGAUCCAUCUAAUGAUCCUGAUUUAGCUCAAUUCCAAAACUUCCAAGGUGGUAACUUUCCCGGUGAUUUGUUUCCUCCAGGUAUUUUAAGUCAAGGGGAUCUUCAGGAUAUCCAAAAGUCCAUUGAGGAGCAACAAAAGAAUGAAGCAGAGAAACAAAGAGCUGAAGAAGAAGCUGCAGCUCAGUCUGAAAAUGGUGAUGGAAAUGAAGGAGCUGAAGAAAAUGCUGAAAAUGAAGAAACAAAUGACGAAGAGGAAGCAGAGAAACCUGUAGAAUCGCCUCCAAUCAACAACCAAUUAGCUCCUGGAUAUGGUGGAAGGGUUAACCAUCAACCAAAUUUAUUAGGAAUUAACAGAGGUCUAACUGGUCGAUCUAGAAAUCCUGGAUUAAUUCAGCCUUAUGAGUUGCCCAAUGCUCCUUUUGCUAACCGCGGUGGAUUAGUUAAUAACAAUAGAUAUGGAUCAGACAAUCGAGGAGACUUUGGCACAGGAAUUCAAGACUAUGAAUAUGAGCGACCUAAAAUCAAUAGAGGAAGUGAUGUUUCUGAUCGAGCUCCUCUUGGAUUCAGAGGCAAUCUUCCAUUUAAUAGAAAUCGUUUCCAACCAUCUCGUGAAUCUAAUGAAGACGAAGAAGAUUCGGAAAAUCAAAGACCUUUAACUUUGCGAGAUAGAUUUGCAAAUAGAUUUGGACGAUUCAGGCCUCGAUUAUUUGGCAACUCUCGUAGAUAUAAUGAAGAUCUAGGUGAAUAUGGUGGUCACAGAGCCAAUUCCAAUCAAGUUGCGGACAUCAAACCAGCUCAUAAGCAAGAUAGUUUGGUUGAUAAAGGAAAAGCAUAUCUUAAUCAAUUAUUUAAAAGAAAAGAUAGUCAAAGUGCAGUCGAUUACGAUGACGAAGAUUGAUAUUUAAGUGCUUUAUAUUUAAAUUAUUGAUAUUGGCAAUUUUGUCUCGGAUAAAAAUAGCAGUUAAUCAGCUUAAGGUAGUUACUGAAUCAAAUAUAACAGUUUUUAUAAAACAAGUUUAUUACUGUUCUAUUUGAUUGAUUACCAAAUUGAUUGUAUAUUGGUUAUCGACUGUCUAUAAGCCACUAAGCUCAUUAAACGUUAUUCAUUAGUCCUUUAUUAGGUUCUCAAGCUUAAAAUUUGAAUUAAUUUAUAAAUAUUCAAUAACUGUUUAAAAAAUAUGGAUUUAAAUUAUGAUUGGAUUAAUCAAAGUCAAAA
Tetranychus urticae (two-spotted spider mite) is the source of this 2978-nucleotide messenger RNA. RefSeq lists its product as uncharacterized. The record is from RefSeq and is a predicted model, not a curated record. NCBI's taxonomy places the organism in Eukaryota, Metazoa, Arthropoda, Arachnida, Trombidiformes, Tetranychidae.